AUGACAACUCCUAAAGUCGUAACGGCCGAAGUGUUUAAAACGUUGCUGAACGAAGAUUUCUCCGUGCUGCUAAAGUCUUGCGACCGUGCUGAUUGGUCAUUGCUCUACCCUUAUCUUUUGAGACUGAUCGUUUAUGAGGGCGUAGUCCCUUCGCAUUUGUUAACACAGAAGCAAAACGUAUGUCGAGAGGCACUGUUGAAUGACUUUCGUGUCAACCGUUUAAACGAGUAUUUGAACGUUGCGUUCCCAGAGUUGGAAGUCGAGUUGCUGAAGGAUCUGCAGACCAGAAGGAAAAGUACCCAGUUGCAGACUAACAAACAAGAACUUAAAUCAACCACUACCGUCGAUGUUGCUCUACGUUUCGAAAACGGUGAUGUCGCUCAGCGUUACUUUAUUCUGCUCAGCGAAUUGCUCUCCACACAGCAAUCCCUUAGUGAUGGAUUUUUGACCAGCGAGUGCCUGAGGUUCGAGCUUCUGGAUAACCUUAUGUACUUGGAUGAAUGCUCCGACAUGCUCUGCUUUGCCGUCGCAGAGAUGCCUCAGUUGUUGUCAGUGGAUGGCGUGUGUGAGCCUCUGCUGUGCUAUCGAAACGGUCCCGUGGUCAUUCAAAGGCUCGUAGCAAAUUUCCCACACACGUUCUCAGUUGGUGAGUGACU
Soboliphyme baturini is the source of this 656-nucleotide messenger RNA. Lineage: Eukaryota; Metazoa; Nematoda; Enoplea; Dioctophymatida; Soboliphymatidae. The record is from the annotation of a GenBank genome assembly.